UCUGUCAUAAAACACGAGUAAAAUCAGAGAAACAAGCUUAGUUCGAUUCCUGCCACUGUUGACAUCUAACGUGCAUGGCCAAACCAUCAACAUGGGAACAGUUUUGAUGUGCGCAAUCUUGUUCAGCUUGUUGGGACUUUCUUGCGGAACUCGGGAAUUGCACUACGAUUAUUUUGAGCAAAUCAAUGGCACUGAUUUUGCCGAGUUCAAUUUGAGGGUUCGAAAGCUCAACCGUACAACGUCCAUCCUCACUGGAGAGGUACUGCUGAAGAAACCGGUCACCGAUGACUUCACUAUCGGUGUCCAGUUGUUCCACAGUCCAAGAGGGAACAAUCAGUUCAACCACUACCCGAUGAAGAUUGCCCCAAAGUCGGUGUGCAUUAUCACGCAUGAAACCUGGCCGGAUUUCGUGGGGUUCUUCCGGGACUACGUGGAGAAUUUGAUUCGCGUGGACGAAUGUCCUGUGGAGGCGAGGACCAUGAUAUUUGGGAAUGUGGUGGCUAACGACGGGAUGCUGAACUCGUACGUUCCGACAGGGUUGUGGAAGGCAAUAAUACACUGCUAUAACGAAGCUGGAGAGGGCUUUACGGUGGUUAUACAAAUGAAGCUGCUGCAAAAUGGAUACUUUUGAAAUGGGGGGCUAAUAAAGUUUGUUUGCUUUGAGUAUU
Molecule: messenger RNA, 668 nt
Organism: Culex quinquefasciatus (southern house mosquito)
Lineage: Eukaryota; Metazoa; Arthropoda; Insecta; Diptera; Culicidae
Exons: 2
Coding region: 92-631 (179 amino acids)
Source: RefSeq, a predicted model, not a curated record